This is a messenger RNA of Blastomyces dermatitidis ER-3, 4242 nucleotides long. RefSeq lists its product as uncharacterized. The transcript has 2 exons. NCBI's taxonomy places the organism in Eukaryota, Fungi, Ascomycota, Eurotiomycetes, Onygenales, Ajellomycetaceae. The coding region runs from base 846 to 3959 and encodes 1037 amino acids. The record is from RefSeq and is a predicted model, not a curated record.
AUUCCCAACGUCAAGACAACGGCCAGAUACCGGAUAUGAGGAUCAGGGAAGACCACAUCUACUACUAAAAGCCUGGCGGCAACAGGGAAUAGUAAAGGACAAUCCAGGAUUAUUGUGUAUUUCCCAGCCAAUCCGCUGCUGGCCCCCGGCCUCUUGAGCCCGGUCUGGCCUCACAUAACUAGUUAGCUGCUGUUCCCAGCCACUUCUGGCACCAACCACGCCAAUAUCAAAACAUCCCGGCAGCGAGUCAUUCUUCAUUAUUCAUAUAUCUCCACCUCCUCCACCACCAUUGCUCCAAUUCAUGGACAGGAAUCCUCUCUCUUCCUCUCUCCUCCUCUCUAUUGCCUGGCUGUUCUGGGCUAUUGUCCCCUCACUCUUUUAACCACGGACGGCCUACACUACGACCUUAUUCUCGCUCUCUUUAACUGGUCUUCGCCAACCGCGUCCCUCUAGCGCUCUGACUGGCUAGGCUAUAUUUAUCCUACCUGAUCAAUUGGUCCUGGUCGGGACUGAUUCGUCUUCUCUGUCGUCAUUGGCCCCCCGGCUGUGUACUCUCUCUCACUUGAAAAUACUCUUAUUUCACCUCCGCCUGCUUCGUCCUUUUCCGGUCGAAAGCUGCAUACGACAACAACGGACAGCACCGGGCUUGUCGUAUUUAUUGCUUAUUUCUCUAAUUUUUCUCGUUGACCGACAUUUGAGGUUGAAAAAAAAUUAAUGAAUACGUUCUUUCGUUUUUUUAAUAUCUGUUUACUUUUGGAUGCUUUGGAACACCAGGAAAGUCAAUCAACAACAAAAUAGACAGGGCAACUGGUACUGUACAUGAAAUUUCCCCGCCGCACAUCAUCAUGGUUUCCAAACUGUCAAAACCAGCGCAGGCGCCUCAGCAUACUGCUGGCAUCUUUGCAGAUAUGUCUGUGGAUGGCCCCCGGAUAGGGACGCUGGUCGCUAUCAUCGACCGCGCCAAAAAUUUGCCCAACAGGAAAACAAUGGGCAAGCAGAAUCCUUACUGUGCCGCGCGGCUGGGGAAGGAGGCGAAGAAGACGGAAACUGAUAUGAGAGGCGGCCAGACCCCAAAAUGGGAUCAAGAGUUACGGUUUACGGUACACGACUCACCCGAUUACACACAGUUAAAAGUCUCCGUCUUCAAUGACGAUAAGAAGACAGACCUCAUCGGUGAAACAUGGAUUGAUAUUAAAAACGUGAUUAUCCCAGGUGGUGGGCAGAAUGACUUUUGGCAUGCAUUGCAGUACAAAGGGAAAUAUGCGGGGGAUAUUAGGAUCGAGUUGACCUUCUACGACACCCGCCCUAAGGAUGAAACGGUUAUCGAGCGGAGAAAGGAAGCAGAUAAAGUCGAGGCAAAGACAGAGGCGGCACAAUCAGGCGUUUCGGGUCCUCGUCAAGCCAAACCGUCAAAGAGAAGACCUCUGCCCGCUGACCCUACUGGCUCGUCUCCGGCCCGCCCAUCUUCAUCCGAUCGCGUCGCUCCUCCUCCAUCUCGAGAGAAUCACCCAAUUCCAACGCGACAACCAAUACCAGAGCCGCCCCAGUCCCAACCACUAGCCCAGGCACAGCCACAACCGCAGCUACAUCCGCAGCCAGCCCCCCCGACGCAAAAUCCACGGACAUACGAAACUCCUGAUGAUUUCAAUCGUUCAUGGGGGCCUCCGCCCCCUAACGCUGCGUCGAAAUACUCUACUCCGAUACGCCAAGCUUAUCAACAUACGCCGCCUCGGGAGGCUGAAGAGCUACCAGCCGAUCAGUACGAUCGCCGAUCUCAACCCCCGAUGCCUUUGCCUCGGGAACAAGUCUAUUUUCAAGAACCAGAAUAUAGCCACAAUGUUCACAAUAACCACCACCAGUCGCUUGACCAUGGCCAUCAGCACUCAAUCGAGCAAAACGGAUAUGAACAUCACCCCUCACCCAUCACCCAUUCCCGCGAUUCUUACCAGACACUUCCACGGCAAAAUAACUACAUUAUGCCAGUACCAGAACAUUACAGUGGCGGCUCACCAUCAUAUCCACCUCCUUCUCGCGGUUCUCCUUACGGCGCUGCAGAAAUGCGCACACAACCUCCAGAGCCUCCCUCACAAUCUCUAGUCAUGACUGGGCCUAGUGAUCGCCAUAACCACUACCACCAAUAUAGCCCCUCUCAGCCCAACAACGACGUGUUCCGUGAUAGCCCGCUACGCCACUCUGUCAACCAAACAGACCGCCGCCCUCGCCAUGAAUGCAUGCAGCCGCACGUUCAUGACGAAGAUGAGGAAGGACCGCCCCCUCCGCCCCCAGUACAUCGCCAGGUCUUCCAACAACAACACCAGCAGCAGCAACAACAACAGCAUCAGCAGCAGCACGCACCACCAUCACCACCACCGCCGCCAGUGGAGUACUCUCAAAACGAGAUGGCACCCAUACCAAUGCCGGAGCCUCUCAAUCUGGGCGCAGGCAGGACCUCACCAAUGCCAGUCGACGAUCAAGUGAAAUACAUCCCCUACUCUCCAAAUUACCAGAACCAGAGUUUCUCAUCUGCAGAAAGGGAGCCAAUUUAUUCAGCUUCCCCGACACCUUCGUAUAAUAGUAUUUAUGGGCAUGAUAGGGGACGUUCCCAGGAUCGUCCUAGCACGUCAAACGGGGAGAUUGUCCCCUCGGCUUUGGUACCCGGCUACGAAGCAUCUGUUGCAGAUGAGCUAGACAGAAACUUGUAUAAUGGCCAGCUCGAACGUCAUCAAAACCAUGUCCCGCCACCACCACAGCCCACGCCUCCUUCUCAGCUCGUGCGCGCAUCUCCAAGUUCGAUGCUUGAACGGCCUCCACGAACAAGUCCUGACCUCCGACAUGUUCCUCCCCGCAAAUCUGUCAGCCCACAUCCACCUCCCCCGAAGGAGCUCAGUGUUCCAAGUGGAAUGCCUUUCUCGCCAGACUGUUAUGACAUUCUGGACCCGCGCACCGCAAACGCCGCCGCCCUUCAACAGGCCGCUCCUGCUUACGAAACGCCCGAGGGCGCCAUGGAAGCUGCCCGACAGCGGGAAGUGGAGAAACUUCGGGAACUAGGGCCCAUAAUCGGCAAUGAUGGUCGGGUCAUUGACCCUUCCGACCAUCUACCCACGGAUACUUGGGCGCCGGAGCCAGAACGUAAAUCGCGGAAACCAGAAAUAGUCGUCCGAUUCAAGCAUGCACCACAGAGCUCGACGCGGUUCUCACCGCGUGAAUCAGCUGCGUCGCCACCAACUAAAUCUUCAUCGACCUCUUCUUCCUCCUCCGCACUGGUUAUGAAAGCACGACCACACUCCGUGACCCCCGUCCAAUCAUAUUCGCAGGCACCUGCGACCAUACCUCUCCACCAACAAACCAUCAACUCCUCUACCACUCCACAAGCCCGCGCCCGCCUCCAACAAACGUCCCGCCCACACUCAUAUAUACAACCCACGAAUAACUCCAGCAGUGGCAGAGCCAGUGGCAAAGACCUCAUCUAUACUCACAGCCAUAAUCAUACCACCAGCCAACGACCUAACAACGCCCUCCCCCUCCGGGAGCGAGAUCCGUACGGGUAUAACGGUAAUACUAGCGCAGGCACCCCGCAAUACGCCAACCACAGCCCGAACCACAGCCCACACAACUCCAUCUCCACCGCCCCUAUCCCAGUAUCCCACCAUUCUCACUCGCCCUCAAGCCAACAACUUACCCGCCAUCCUCACUCCCAUUCACACUCUCAUUCACACGGCCACUACCAUUCUCAUUCUCCAACAUCAAGCUCGAUAUCCACCGGGCCGCCUAUCCCCGCGAAAGUCCCUGUGCACAGCAGCAGCGGUGGCGGUGGCGAUGUAGGGGAGCUAGACGCGUUAAGUGAGGAGAUACGGCGGAUUGAUAUUGGAGUUGGUGGAGUUGGGAAUGCGGCGAGGAGGGGGAGGGGGAGAAUGUCGUAUGUCGGGAGUGGUGGUCCGGGGCCGGGGUAUGGGGGGUAAUGUGUGUGGCUGGAUUGGGUUGGUUGGGGUUCAUUGUUGUUUGGUAAGGAACCCCCAGGCACUGACUUUGAUCGGCAAGGAACCUCAUUCUUUAUUUGAUUUUUUGGACUUAUUUUGGUAUAUACGAGCGGAAAUGAAGAGAUGAGUGGAUGAUUGGAACGCAUUGUGUGACAUGGUGUCUUUUUCUUAAUUUUCCCCCUUUUCUAUAGACUGAGGGUGGUGUGGUUGGUAUAUGACAAAAACAUAUUCGGCCGGCAUUUCUUUCUCAAUUUUCAUUUUUUUU